Messenger RNA from Stylophora pistillata, 1949 nucleotides. RefSeq lists its product as uncharacterized. The record is from RefSeq and is a predicted model, not a curated record. Lineage: Eukaryota; Metazoa; Cnidaria; Anthozoa; Scleractinia; Pocilloporidae.
CCCUUCUUCCGGAGCCGGUAACUGACUUAGCAAGACUUGGUUAAAGAAUCGAAAAGUUGUAUUGAGGCAUUUGUUUGGGAAGAAGGCACGAUUAAGGUGUACGAAGCUUUCAUUCAAGAUUGGUUAUAACAACUUCGACUAUUUGAUAACGAGGCUUGCACUGUAAGUGGAUAGGAGCGAAUAUCUCACGAAAGGAAAACAUGACUUAUUUGUCACCGGUUGUCCUUCUUACUGUUACUUUAUCCAUCGUGUUCCUCACCCAAACUGUAACUGCUGUUACGUACUGUUCAUCGCAUGAAGCUAAACAGGAUGCACAAGUAGCCAUGAAAAAAUGCAACAGCCAGAUCAAAUUCUGUUUCCUUCGCUACCAGGAUCGUCAUCCACAACAACUGUAUUGUAAAGGAAUGUUGAUAUUGCUGAAGUGUGCGUUCUCCGAGAACAUAGAAUUCAACAAGAAGCACACCACCUGUCGCAGCGAAGUGUUGGAUGAGUGGACGUUUGUUGUUCUUCAAUACGUGUGUAUCGGCGAACAUCUGGGCAUAUGUACCGACUAUACCGAUAAACAAAUGGCUAAGAUGAAGGAACUGACAGAUCGCUAUGAAAGCAGAGCACAAUACAAAGGCAGAGGCGUAUGCAGAAUGGAAGUGCCUGCGCAAGGUAAAGAGACAGAAUGUGCUAAAAUAAUACAUAGCAAAUGUUAUCCGAACUUAGUUCACGACACAGAAGAAGAUCCAGAACGAGACGUGAAAGCUUGUGCAGAUGAGGCGGAGAACCUUUGUGACGGUGUAAAUAACUUUCUGAGCUGUUAUUCAAAGCAGGUGCAACACCCUCCGCAAAUCUGUGCUCACUCGGUUCCGGACAUCACCGUUAAAUUCAACUACCUCAUCCAAACUUUCAGUCACGAUCUAAUGACAAAAUACACAGAGAGUGCCGCGAUGGCGACAGACAUGUGUUGUGUCCACGAAGAACUGUUGGAUGACUACCCCGAAGAAAAUCCUUGUGGUGUCCGAAAUGAUGAUGAUGAUGAUGAUGAUGAUGAUGAUGAUGAUGAUGAUGACUACUGAUGACUGUGAUUGCACCGGGUGGUGUAGGUGGAGUUGGUGACGGAAAAUCAGUUCAAACUCCUGUUAACCCUUUGCGACUAGGAACGGAUCUGUGAUCCUUCUCGCUCUCAUACGCAUUUCUUUGUAAAGUUAAAAUCUCAUUACCUGUUUAGUUAAGGGUGUAAUGAUGAUAAAGGAAAUUUCAUUUAAAUCACUUUCAAGAGUGAACCAGAGAUUAAUCACUCCAGCGUCUCUCGCCAGUUAAAAAGGAAAACUCCAAAGACUCAUAUUUUUCUAUUUGUGUACUCUCUCUCUCACUCUCUCUUUUUUUUUUUUUUCAAAAAAGCCUGCCACGUUGACUCGUAACGACAGCAGUGUACGACACCUUGCUUAAAGGCUGCCAUCAAAUGGUCACGUGAUCUCUCAGUCCCUCUCAACCAUGCGCACGGCGUCUUACGUUCACCUUGGGCUUCGGUGUUUAACUCUCUGUUGAUUUGCUUGUCUUAUAUCUACGGAGAAUGGGCUAAAAACGGUAAGAUAACGGCAGCAGUAAAGGCUAAAAAGAUUGUAGGGAGAAUUUGCAGGAUAGUCGCAGCUGAUGGUUAAAAUACUGUUGCAAAAGCAACGCAAUGGCAGGUUUACUGAGCAGAACAAUCAAUACACAAUUUAUAAUAAUCUUUGUCCUUCUUUUCUUUCCCUGUGAGGACAAAAAUUACUUUCUGGUUAAAGGUCACCUCUCUACCUACCACCCUGUGGCUUUCAGCUUUUCUCUAAAAUUUGAGCGUAAACGAUGCUAGUUUGCUGCAAGUACAGUUAAUUGUUAAAAUAGCAAUCACUUUCAGUUAGUUAAAGCUAUCUGUAACAGUGACAAACACGUAUGUCCAAUAAAACGAUGCUGACAAAUUC